AAAAAGGAUAUCAGGCUCUAAAUAGCUUCUAGUAUUACUGACUUGUUAACAGUCAUUUAUAUUGAGGACAUUCAAGAGGGCUUUGAUGAGACCUUACGGAAAAGGAGUGUAAAGAACUCUCUGACAGAAAUAUUUUGGCUUUUUCCCGACCAGAAGCGAUAGUUUGUUGAAGGCUUUGAUAUACUUCAUAAAGAGGACCUGUACUUUUAUUACCAACCUUUGAUAUUUCGUACAUUCUCAUUCGUAUUUCUUUCGUGAAACGUUCCCUCUACACAUGCCGCUGAGUUUGUGUGUUUGAUAUAUUCAAGGAAUGCGACAUCUAUCCUCAACGCCUGGUGGUAAAUUUUCAAGAAACUUCUGUCUACAACUGAGUCGCUUGACGAAAUUUUUGGAAUCCCGCGCUGUCACCUGCGCAGACAAUUUUUCACCACGCUUGUUGCCCAAGUUUACAACAACGCGGACGUAAAGUUGAUAGUUAAAGGGAAAUAUGGUGGAAUCCCCGUCUGCGAUGAAUGUUGAUCUGAGUGUUAUGAAGCGAAUGGUAAAAGACUUUACGGCAGGCGCCAUUGGGGGUACUGCAUGUGUGAUGGCGGGACAACCUUUCGACACGAUUAAGGUCAAGAUGCAGACUUUCCCGUCGCUUUUCAAAACUGCCUUCGGCUGUGGUGUUAAGACAUUGAAACAGGAGGGAUUUCGUGGACUAUAUGCAGGAACAAUCCCUUCAUUAGCUGCUAACAUUGCGGAAAAUUCUGUCUUGUUCUUAUUUUAUGGUCAAUGUUUAACGUUAGUGAAAAAGUUAGUGGGGAAGAAAGAUGAAAAAGAGUUGAGUAUAUUGAAUAGAGCGUUUGCCGGGAGUGGAGCAGCAGUCUUCUCUUCGUUUGCAUUAUGUCCAACAGAAUUAGUGAAAUGUAGGCUUCAAGCACAACAUCAAAUGAAUAUUAUGGCUGGAAAAACUGGGGCUAAGAGGUAACAACUUACUUUACUAAUCCCUUUCACUCCCAAUAUCUCACCAGAAAUUCUCCUUACUCUCUGUCAAACCAUUCUUAUGAUGUUACUAUGGAGAAUUUGGUAUUUGAUCAAUUAAUAAUCCCCUUAUUGGUACUCUUCUUCAUUCUCAUUGCUUGUCUGCUUGAUAUUGUAUCAAUAUUUUAAGGAGAAAUUCUGUCUUGGUCACACACAGGAGUUAAAGGGUUAAUUAACCUAAUUGUAUCUUUUGAAAGUUGCCGCUGAUAGUGAAAAUAUUUGCAGAUGGUAGUAAGAGGUCUUUUUUUCAUUGAACCCCUUGUGAAUGAUCAAAAAAUGGCAUUUUUAUUCCUCCACAGUGGUGUAGUGCAAGUGACAAUGCAGAUCAUUCGUGAGGAUGGUUUUUUGGGUCUUUUUCGAGGCAUGACGUCAACAUUGGUCCGUGAAGUACCUGGUUACUUCUUCUUCUUUGGAGGCUAUGAGUUGAGCCGAUAUUUCCUCACCCCAGAGGGAAAAACUGUUGAUGAUCUCGGUAAGAUUUAUUUUCAAUUUGAAUUUUAGUUUGAUGUUGUGAUUGCAUGAUAUGUUGAAUCCACACUGAGGAUUGAAAAAGUCUAGAACUUAUUUAACCCUUGAAAGUGGGGCUGCUUCUAAUUUUAUUUAUCGCAAUGCUACUGAAUCAUCCAUCAAGAUCAUAAAAGUAUAGGAAAUAAUCUAAGAAUUAUCUAAGAAAAAAAUCAAAGAAAAUUUGACUGAAGAAGUUUUGAUUAUUUUAAAAAAUUCUCCUUGUCAGUACUAAAGGAAAAGCAUAGAGAAGAGUAUUGAGAAUUUGGAUACUGAUGUUGGGGUGUAAAGGGUUAAGUAUGUUUGUGUUGAUUGGUUUCCAAGUUUUGAACUUAGAUAAUGUCAUAAAUAGACCGUGUUGCUUCCUGGAGUGAAAUUGCUUAAUAUUUGUUUGAGUGACAGUACAACUGGUUUCACUGUUAGUUGCUCAGAAAACUAUUUUUUUUAGAUAAAGUGAAAUCCACCUUGUAUUAAGAUGUUUAAGUCUUUCCAUUUGUCCUCUUCAUGAAAUAUAUUUCUGGCCACUGUGAACUCAGUGUUUGCCACCAAGAUCUGUGUAGAUAGAACUAAGAUGGUCCUAACUGAACUUUUAUCCCAAUCACAGAGAUACAACUUGAACAGUCUUCCCAGGAAUUUUGGAUAUGAAAAGUACUGAGGAUGAAAUUUCAACUCACUAAUUGAUCUUUUAUCUCACAUAUUAACCCCUUUACUCCUGUGAUAUAAUUUUCAAUUCUCCCCUCUAGCUGCUACAAAUUUCCUUGUUAUGUAAUUACAAGAAUUUGGUUUUAGACAGGUUUACAGUCAAGUCGCUCGAGAGUCAUCUCGCCUGAAGUCAUGUCGCCUGAAACCUGAGUCAUGUUGCCCAAAAUUUUAAUUAUGUUCCCCGAAGAAACAAAUACUGAAAACAUCAGAAUUUCAGACUGUAAAUAGGCUAUGAAGUUGGGAAAUUUUUAUCAUUAAAGCAACUCCUUGAAGAUUCUAAAAGUGUUGUUUGUUCCUUUCAACGAAGGGAAAUGUUGUUCAUUUCUAAAAACAAAAUGAAGUGUUGUUCAUUUGGUAUGUAAUCGUUUCUUACUCACAGAUGUUUCGUAAGCUUGGGAAACUUUAUCUUUAUUUAUUUUAACAAUACCAUGACAUGUAAAGUUCUGUUGUGUCUAUAUGUGACUUUCUUAUCAAUAACAGAUGAAAAAACUUGGUAAACAAGUGUCGAUUGUCACAUUCAACAAGUUGGUGAAAGGUCAACACUUCAUUUUGUUGUUAGAAACGAACAGCGCUUCCCUUUGUAGUUAGAAACGACCAACGCUUUUAGAAUUGUUACUCAAACAUAUUUCAAUUCCAACCAUACGAUCAAUUUUCUGUGUGGUCAAAGUCAUUGUGGUGUUGUUAGAAACCAAGAAAGAGUUUAUCAAGCUUACGAAAUGUCUGUGAGUAAGAAAUGAGUACAUACCAAUGAACAAUGCUUCAUUUUGUUGUUAGAAAUGGGCAAUGCUUCCCUUUGUUGUAAGAAAUGAACAACAUUUUUAGAAUUGUUACUCAAAUGUACACUGAAAUUCUGAUGUUUUUAGUAUUUGUUUCUCUGGGUGACUUGACUUUUUUUUUCUGGUAACAUGACUAAAAUUUCGGACAAUGUGACUCAGGUUUCAGGUGACAUGACUUCAGGCAAGAUCACUCUCGGGUGACUUGACCACUUACCAUUAGACAUGAGAACAAUUUGUACCUGAUGAGUUAAAGUAUACUCAUUACCUGUUUGCUGGUUUACAUAUGGAUAUUGUAAGGAGAAGUUAAGGGGUUUAAUGUAUGCUUGUUGUGUUACUAUGCCUUAGACUUGGCAUUUCCAAUAUGAGCAUUAAAGGUGUAUCACUGAACAGUUUAAGUGAUUGUAAUUUAAGUAUUUUACACUUUUGUAGGUGCUGUGCGGCUUACUUUUUGUGGUGGUAUUGCUGGUGUUUCUCUCUGGAUUGCUAUAUUUCCUGCUGAUGUCAUCAAGUCUCGCAUCCAGGUACUUUUACCACAAUGUGCACUGUUCCUUGACACUCUGCAAUCCAGUCUCCCUCCAUUUUUGCUCAUAGGCAUUAAGGUUACACUACUUUCUCAGCAAUUACUUUUAAUAUUUGAUUUUUUUCUAUAGUUGUAAUUUUUUUUUGACAAGUUAUCCUAAAGAAUCCAAAGAUGAAGGAUCUUGUAACCUUUUCUCCUUUAGUGUUAUUCUUCUGUUGUUGCUCUGUAAAUACUUUACAACUAAAAAAGUAAAUCUAUGACUUUAAAAGUAUUUAACUUCUCAGUGCUUUCCUUACUCUCAUUAAGUCAAUUUUUUUGUCUGCUUUUAUCACUAAAUUUUUCCAGUUAAAUCUUUUUUACCAAUUGAAAGAAUUUUGUAUUUAUCCCUUUGACCCUUAAGAGUGGCUGGCAUGAAAUUUCUGCCUAUAGUAUCACCCAGAAUCACACUUUAAGGUCAUGAGAAUAAAAGAAAUGAUCGCCAACAAAGGAAGCUCUUGAUUGUUAAUCAAAUUCUCUUCAUCAGCACCUUAGGAAAUGUAUAGAGAACAGUGUGGAGAAUGUGCAUAAUGAUAUUAGGGUGUAAAGGGUUAUUUGAAGUCAGUCACCUUUGCUCCCAAGAUCUGAGUGUUAAUUUUCCCUUCUAGCUGCCUCACAUUUCCUUCCAAAUCAGUAAGGAGAAUUUGGUCUUACAUCAAGAUGACAACUUUCACCCAAUAAGUUGGAGUAUUCUUGUUACCCAUUUUCUGGACAAUAUAUGGAUGUCAUGGGAAGAAGUUACAUGUUAAUCACUUCUGGGUGAUAAAAAGUUGUGAGCUGUUGCACUAGUAAGCUGAUCUAUGUGAUUAAACCUACAUUGAUAACUUUUUUCUGUGCAGAUACUGACGCAGGGCUCUGACAAAGUACCAGGCUUCUUUGAGACAAUGUUUCAGAUUGUUCGUAAUGAAGGUACGUAAUGUGCAUUUAAAAUAUACACAAUACUGUGUUGACUGACACUUGCCUGGUAAUUAAUUGUCUGAAGUUUUUCAACCAGCCAAAAUGAUUCCCUCCAGAUGGAAAGGCCUAUGGAAUGUAUUUCCAUUUAAAUCUGGUGCCUUAAUUAAUUUUAAAAAAUCCAGGAAGGUAGACAGGUUUUAGGGGUAAGUUUUUUGGUUUAUUUGUUGUUGUUGUUGUUGCUGGUGUUGUCAUUGCUUUGAGAAAUUUGUAAUUGAUAAUAGAUGGAAUGUUUCCAGUGAGUGUGCUUCAACUCUAUGUUUUUUAUUUAAAUUGGAAUAUUCCAUUAAGACAUUUAGUUAAUUUUUUAGAAAAUGUUCAGUGUCAACUUGAGUUAUUCAUGAAAAUGUGUUCCUACAAAUAUCAAAAUGGUUGCAGAUUGCACAAAAUUUUCAUGCUUCAUGGUGUAAGGUUAAUUCUUAAUUGUACAGUUUGCUAAACCACAGUUAUUCAAAAGUUCCAUUUUUGUUAAUUUGGAUUAUCUUUUUUCAUACAGGGCCAAGAGCUUUGUAUAAGGGCCUUGGACCAACACUCAUACGAUGUUUUCCAGCAUGCGGAGCUUUGUUUGUGGCAUAUGAAGGAACACAGAAACUGCUGGAAAAUGUUUAAUUCACUCUGCUCACUUCUUAGUAUUAAGUAGAGUAGCAUGGCUACAUGUAGGGAUAAAGCCAAAUGUCUUGUUUGACUUACAGUGAUAUUUUCUCGUGUGAGCCAAGGGAAACUGCAAAAAGAUGCUAUAAGCAAUAGAACAGAAAACUCUUAACUCAAGCACAGUAGCAAGGAAUUAUCUGCCCAUUUUAAUAGCUAAUGAUGCAAUAAUUAUUUGUAAUAAUGAAAGCCAUCAAGUUCAUCUGCUUAUAAGAUGUGCUUGCAGAAAUAUGCUCACACAGAUAAAGUUGUUUAACUCAUUUACCAUUUUUUUGUCUUCUGAAACCUAAUGUUACUGGAACCAUAAAUCUUUCUUUAGUGAUGUCAAUGAGACACAAAAAGGCACUUUUAAAAAGGGAAAACAAUGUGAAGAUUCAUCCUGUUACCACAAGAAGUUUGGUAUCUUCAUUGCAUGCCAUGAUAAGAAAUUCUGGCAUUUCGCCAGUAUCUAUGUUAUUACUGACACAAAUUAUUCAACAGUUUUAACAUAUAUUAUGCAAAGAUAUUAAUAAUAUUUCAUUUUUAUAAGGAAAGCAAAGGGAAUAUACCUUUGGAGUGAUGAAUCACUGAUUGUGAAUGUAUUAAAGCAUACAUGUGAACUGAAGUUCACAGUCGUUGAUUCAUCACUUCGUGGGUGUAUUACAAACCAACAUAAUGAUCAGCUCACAGUUGGCUUAUUAGCUCAGUUGGUAGAGAACUGCUCCAGUAUCACAGAGGUCAUGGGUUCAGAUUCUGUACAGACCUGAAGUUUUUUUCUACUGAUUAAGUAGUGUUCAUUACUGCAAAUCGCUUUCAUAUUCAUAUAUUUAGUUAGGUAGGGUUUUUUAUGUGCAAAUGAUAUAUUUAUAUUUCAACAAUAACAUGGUUUCAUUUUCAGUUAGAUGUUAAAUGAAGGAAUGAAUAGCUAAAUUAAGGCCUGGCUUAUUUAUUAACAUCCUGAAUGCUAUAGCUAUUAUUUAAAAUAUGAGUGACUAUUUUAAUAACUACAAAAGUCAUCAUGACUGAAAUUCUUAAUUUUCUUUGUUUUUAAUAUAAAUUCACCAUCUGAAUGAAUAAAAGGGUAAGUUUCUGAAGAAAUUGUGGUGCUGUGUCAGAAGGUUUUGCAAGAUAAUCUGAUAUACUGACUUAGUUGAUACUGUAAAUUUGGCGCUGUAAAGAGUUUCUGAUGCUCAGAUGUCAGCUUUAGUACAUCUUUGCAGUAGCUGUUAUCAACUCCAUUGAUGAAACCAAAUUACCUGAAAAGGUGGCUUCUGUAAAGUAAAGAUUGAAUCAGUCACAUAAUCUAGCCAUUUGAGAAGCUAGUCAGUUGGA
Molecule: messenger RNA, 6474 nt
Organism: Pocillopora meandrina
Lineage: Eukaryota; Metazoa; Cnidaria; Anthozoa; Scleractinia; Pocilloporidae
Source: the annotation of a GenBank genome assembly